This is a messenger RNA of Umbelopsis ramanniana AG, 1329 nucleotides long. RefSeq lists its product as uncharacterized. The record is from RefSeq and is a predicted model, not a curated record. The transcript has 2 exons. NCBI's taxonomy places the organism in Eukaryota, Fungi, Mucoromycota, Umbelopsidomycetes, Umbelopsidales, Umbelopsidaceae. Gene Ontology annotation, biological process: protein transport. Gene Ontology annotation, cellular component: cytoplasm. The coding region runs from base 61 to 1218 and encodes 385 amino acids.
AUCAUUAGAUCAGAUCAAAACAACAACAGUCUUCUGAAAAGAUUUUGAAUAAUUUUCACAAUGCCAUCGCCUCUCGCAUCAUUGGCUAGGGCCAGCAUUUCAUCAUCAAUUGAUUACCGACCAAGCCUUGAUGAGCAAGCUACAUUUACAAAGAUUACAUUGACUCCUGAUUCUGGUGUUUUACAUCCUGAUGGCCGACGGGUCUUCUAUCCUGGAUCCACUAUCAAUGGAACUGUCACCUUUUAUGUUGCUUCUGCUAUCAGAGCUCAACACUUGAAAAUUAUUUUGAGAUCAUCAGAACGCCUGGAAUAUGGAGCAACAGGGUGGGGAAGCAACCCUCCUCCAACACAUGUCUUUGCAGUUAAGACUCAUCUCUGGGGGUUAAAACACAAAGAACCCAAUCCAAACAAAUGGCCACGACUUGAAGCCGGCACAUACACUUACCCAUUCGCGAUUGAAUUGCCCAUGGUCAAUUACAAUAUGACAUAUCAAAAUCAGAGCUACCAAUCUUUCUUCUCACUCCAAACCGCCGUCGUACGAGCUACCGACUCUUUGCCAGAAUACACAGAUGUCUAUCCUAUUGAAUUUAUGCCCUUCAUAGCAACUAGCUUGCAUAAGGAGGUACACACGGAAGCCAAAGGCGUUGACCAUGUGAUGGGUGAAAUCAUCGUGCCAGAAACAGGCUUCCUAGCAGGCGAAACUGCCUCUUUCCAACUACGGCUGACGCCAAAUGGUCCGUGUACCCAUAAUAAGAUUGUCAGCGUGCAAGCCAAAUUGAAACAAAUCAUCACCAUUGGCUAUGAUGGAUACUACAGAAUGGAGCGUAACGAUAUUUCUACCACAAAAGCAACUGCUCCACAAUCACUGCCAGAGACGCUAUCUAUGGAAUUAUGCAUCCCAAAAACUUCUCUUCCCUCUAUUUCCUAUUCAUCUCACCUGAAAAUCCUAUAUCAGCUAUACGUGACUGUGCACCUGAAGUCCAACACAUUAUUCCGCCACAAGAUCAAGUUUGCUGUUCCUAUCACCGUUGGAACAUUAGGAAGAGGCAUAUCUCCUCCACGUGAGCUCCUUUCCUAUACUGAUCGGGAAGUGCUCUGCGAAAGUGGAAUGAGGUUUAAGCCGCGAUUCUUACUGAACGAACAACUAUGCGACGAGGACAAUUUGCCAGCAUAUGAUGAAUGUAGCCCACCAACGUAUCAACAAGCACUCGAAGCAUGAUAGCUGGCACCAUCACACUUCUUAUCAAAUCCUCUUCCCUCUGUACAUACCGUUUUCUACAUUCCGCUACCCAACCCUCUGAACAUAGCUAUACAUACACCAAAUCUAUUU